AUGGAUAUUAAAAGAUUGGGACCUAUGGAAAAAAACAGAUUAGAGGAAUGGACCAAGAGUGACUGGAAAGUUAAGGAAAAUAAAUACUGGACAGACUGGGAAAAGAAAACCCCCUGGAAAGAGUAUUUGUAUAUCAUAAAAAUGACCAAAUGGUUGAAAUGGAAAGAAAGACUCAAGAGAGAAAGAAAACAUUGGAUAGAAUUGACAGAAAAGAUUGAAAAUAUGUAUAUAAUUCAAAACCACAUGGAUUGGGAAAAAUGGAAAAUGAUAAAAUCACAAUGUAUGACUGAAAAAUCAAGGAAUUUAUAUUUCGAUCAGUAG
Molecule: messenger RNA, 321 nt
Organism: Plasmodium cynomolgi strain B
Lineage: Eukaryota; Apicomplexa; Aconoidasida; Haemosporida; Plasmodiidae
Exons: 2
Coding region: 1-321 (106 amino acids)
Source: RefSeq, a predicted model, not a curated record